AUGGCCCAUCUUCUGAGCUUGGUCCUCUUGGUCCUGGUUGUGGCAGUAGCCAGCAACUUCCAGGUGGUGUCCAACGACUAUGCCUUUGCCCUGGUGAAUGUUCUGACCGGCAAGGGAGCAUGUUGGGGCGACAAUCGCUUGGGUGGCAACUGCAGUUCGGUGGACUUCUCCAACGUCCAGCAGGUGAAAGCCAACGCCGACGCCUUCCUCGCGCUCGGCACGACGGGCGGCGCCUGCUGGGGAAACGCCAACUCUGGAGGCGAUUGCACGGGGCUCGACUUCACAGGGAUGACCGAAGUCGCGGCCACGGAUUACAGCUUUGCGGUGCUGGAUCCGGUGCAGGGCAGAGGCCUCUGCUUCGGCUCCUCAGCCUACGGUGGCGACUGCAGCGGGGUAGACUUCACCCAUGCCAGCAAGAUCUACUCGAAUCUCUUGGCCUUCGUGGCGAUUGGUGGCAGCUUUGGGCAAUGCUGGGGUCACACUUCUUUUGGUGGCGACUGCAGUGGCAUCAGCUUCAAUGGUGUCACCGAGGUGGUGGCAGGAGAUUAUGCCUUUGUUGCCUUGAACAAAGCUGCUGGCACCAUUCAAUGCUGGGGUUUCCCCAGCUAUGGAGGCGACUGCAGUGCUGUGACCUUGACGGGCAUCACAGACGUCUACACCAAUGGCAAGGCCUUCUUGGCCUUGAAUCGGAACAGCGGUAGUGGUGAGUGCUGGGGCAACAGCCAAGCCGGCAACGACUGCAGCCAAAUCGACUUCAGUGGCGAGGUCCAGAUCUACACCACUGACUCCGCCUUCCUCGCCUUAUCCGGUGGUGUGGGCCAGUGCUGGGGCAACCCAACGAACGGAGGCGACUGCAGCAACGUCUUUUUCAGCAGCAACUCCCAGAUUGCCAGCACAAGUGCUGCCUUUGUAGCCCUGGACGCGGCGAAUGGCAUCGCGCAAUGCUGGGGAUCUCCCUCCUUCGGAGGUGAUUGCUUGGGAACGUCCUUCGAGGGCCUCACCAGCGUCUAUGCCACCAGCUAUGCUUUCAUGGCGAUGAAUCCAGUUACCGGCGCCGCCAAGUGUUGGGGAUCAGCCGGGUUCGGCGGAGAGUGCAGCGGCGACCUCACCGGCUUUCAAAUCCACUCCAAUGAUUUCGCGUUUGCGGCCGUAAGUGCAGAGGAAGUUCGGGCCUGGGGGAGCAGUGCGCAGGGUGGAGACACGGGCAAUGUGAACUUUGCACCAGUGCUGGAGAUACCGACCACGGUGACAGCGACAACCGCCACGGCGACCAGCACGGUGACGGGCACAACGCUGACAACCACGACGGUGAUCACAGCCACGGCGACCAGUACCGUGACCGGCACAAUGCUGACAACCACGACGGUGAUCACAGCCACGGCGACCAGUACCGUGACCGGCACAACGCUGACAACCACGACGGUAAUCACAGCCACGGCAACCAGUACGGUGACCGGCACAACGCUGACAACCACGACGGUGAUCACAGCCACGGCAACCCUCACGGUGACGGGUACGACGCUGCCAACAACGACCAGCACACAGGCAGUGACUACCGGGGCCCCUCCGAGUGGGACAUGCCGCCGCUGGUGCAAAUGGCUCACCAGGAGCUUCAAUGUGGUUUGCGACUGGUCGUCUUGUUCUGGCUGCGAGGAGUGCUUCGAACCAGAGCCCGAGGUGCCCGUGUGCAAGUGUGACAAAUACAAGGGACGGGCACGCGGUGAUGGAUACAAGCGCUACGAGUACCUCUGCAUCCGCGAGCGGACGCGUGACAACGUGCGCCUUGUCCGCAUGGUCUUCUACGUCCGGCCAGCCGACAGCAUUCCGGGUGAGCAAUCUGCAUAUUGCGGUGCUGAGUGGGGAAAUCCCAUGCACUGGUGCAGGUCACUCAUGGACUUCAGGGGAUCAGUAAAGGUGGGUGCAGAGGUUCUCGAUGGGACGCGGGCAGGUGGCGCGACGUCUCUCUGUGGCUCCCGCCGCUGCGAGCUCACUGGCUGGAAUGCAGAGGACUGCCAGUGGCUUUUCAGGGAGCUGCAGCGCAAGAGGCCUGCUGAACGGAAGUGUCAAUUUUCUCUUCCCGUGGCCUUCUCCACGCUGACCGCCGACUGCUACUUUCGCGGCCGGCUGCUGCGAGCACUGGUCGGGGACAUCCUGACCUCCCUCUGGCCAAAGGUGCCGAAGUGUGACAUCAAGUCCGCGAGCCUUGUGGAGGAUCCGCAUGAGGGCAUGUUCGUGACGCCUUCGGCCCAUGAGCUCCUUGUGCCUUCCACUCUCUUCGAACUCGUCUUCUACAUGGCGGAGGAGGACGACCUGGAUGCCGUCGAGUCGGAUCUUCGACACCUCUUCUCCGUACGAUACACCUGGAAGCAAGGCUGGGACGUGGUGAAGCACUUCU
Molecule: messenger RNA, 2395 nt
Organism: Symbiodinium natans
Lineage: Eukaryota; Dinophyceae; Suessiales; Symbiodiniaceae
Source: the annotation of a GenBank genome assembly